AUGAAAUUCUUAGUGUUGGAAAUGGUGACAAGUAUGGCCACAGUGCCUGAUGCUACUUCUAUUGAACAACAGCCAUUAAGACAGGAUAUGAAUAUCAUAAAAAUAUUUUGGAAACUGGUUGACCCAUUAUUACUCCCCGUAAACACUUCAUCAAUUCCAUAUAAUAGAAUAGAAAUAAACGAUCACAUUUCAUUACAACAAGCCAUCACAAACUUACAUAACGCUUUAACAUUAGAAAAGAAUAAUGUAAGCGGCAAUUUAACCAGUACAUCUGUCCAAGACAUAGAAAAAAACAAUGUCAAUGAUAACGAUGUACUCAUAGUUUCGUUGCAUAGUACUUGGGAUAUUCGUGUUUUAUUACCCUAUAAGUCAAGACAUUUGAAUAUUCAAUUACCUAGAUGGUUACAAUUCCCCAUUAUUUUUGAUUUGUGUAAAGAGUAUGAAAGAUGGUGUAUCACGGAUCCAACACGUUAUAAUAUUUUCAACGCUGCUGCAAUGAAUAUUACUAAACGUAGAAAAUUGCACAGCAAUAAAACUUAUUUAUAUGCAAUGCUCCAACUACUAGGGUUACGAAUGGAUCUUUAUGAAAUGGACGAAUUUGGAUGUAUUGUUAGAAUUUUUCUUUCAUUGUAUGAAAAAAGCAUUUUAGAUGGUUUUACUAAACCUUAUAAUACGUUUAUUGAUUAUAAUCAAUUUAUGAAAGAAUCUUCUAAAGUAUUAUAUAUGAACAACUUACCUUCUAUUGUUACUCAAAGUGAAUUAGAAAAGUGGUUUGUUUCUCAUGGCUGUCAUCCAAUUGGGUUUUGGACGGUUAAACCUGCCAUUAAUGCACCACUAAACUAUUCUACUGAUAAAAUUAGCUCUACAUAUGUUCCUGAUAGUGAUACCAUUUCUGGGUUUGCCAUAUUUCAAUCACACGAAGAAGCAUCUUUAGGUUUACAUUUAAAUGGUUAUUCAAUUAUAUUACGACUAGGAAAUAAUAAUAAUAAUAAUAAUAAUAAUAAUAAUAACAGUAACAGUAACAACAACAAUAAUAAUAGUAACAAUAAUGCAGGUGCUACCAACAACAAUAAUAAUUCGGUUAGAUCUCGCUACAAAUAUAUUGAUAGAGUAGUGGAAAUUCAACCUAGUAGUAAUAUAGUGUUAACUCAAGUUAAAGAUUUAUUGGUACCAUUCCCACAAACAAGAAAUAAACCCAGACCAGGAGAUUGGAACUGUCCAUCUUGUGGUUUUUCUAAUUUCCAAAAAAGGACAAAUUGUUUUAGAUGUUCAUUUAGUGUUAAUACACCUUCUCCUCCCCCACCACUUACAACAAAUAAUGUCAUGGGUACCAAUAGCUCCAAUAAUUGUAGUAAUGAAAAUAUUGAUAACACUACUAGCAAUGGUACAAAGAACAACAUGAAUAUUCAGCAAUUAACAUUUAAUAAUAAUAAUAAUAAUAAUAAUAAUAAUAGUAAUUCCGCCAAUAACCUGAACAAUAUUACCAAUAAUAAUACGACCAAUAGUGGUACGCUUUUCCAACACAGGUUAUCUUCUAUAAACAACAACAGUAAUAUUCCCGGAACUUCAACUAACACAAUAAACAAUGAAGUAGUCAGUGGGGGUGGCACUAGAAUGUCUUCACCCUUAGAUCCGAAUACUUUGUUUUCCACUAAUUCUAAUGAAAGCAUUCAUUUAAAUCAGGCAAUUCAUAAUAAUAAUACAGGUAAAUCUAAUACUAGCAAUAACAACAGUGUUUUAAAUUUUACUGACCUGAAUAUACAUAAUACCGGUGGCAGCAAUAUUAGCACCACCACUACUUAUAAUGCUCAUAUAAGAAACAAUUCUCAGCAACAACUACACCAACCAUUAUUAAAGCUACAGCAUCAAUUAAACAAUAGUAACAAUGGUUCUUCAUCCUCUGUUAACCAGUUACCAGCUCAACACUUACAACAAUCACAGCAACAGAAUAUUCCAUUUAGACCUGGCGAUUGGAAAUGUUCUAUUUGUACGUACCAUAAUUUCGCAAAAAAUAUGAAUUGCUUAAAAUGUGGUGAAACAAAAAUAAUAUUUUAA
Saccharomycodes ludwigii is the source of this 2055-nucleotide messenger RNA. It is a transcript of the gene NRP1, whose product is annotated as Nrp1p. The record is from RefSeq and is a predicted model, not a curated record. The transcript has a single exon. Lineage: Eukaryota; Fungi; Ascomycota; Saccharomycetes; Saccharomycodales; Saccharomycodaceae. Bases 1 to 2055 code for a protein of 684 amino acids.